CUGUGACAUAAAAAAAAUAUAUCAGCAGAAUCAAAGUGUUAAUGUAAAUUGUUGUAUUUAAAACGAUAAUUUUAAUUACAAUGGGGACAGAAGUGGCAAUAUCAUUUAGUGCAUUACGUGCUCAAUUAGAAAAUGAAAAGAGCACAUUGUAUAAAAUAGAUGAAAACAUAAAAAAGAUUGUACAAACGACAGGACGUUUCAAUAAUGAUAGAUUUAAUCAAUCCGGGGAUUACGCUAGGAGUGGUAAUCGGUUAGGCGGCCGUCCGCCAUACCCGGCUGAAAAUGCAAAUAACUACAAAAAUGAAGAACAUUUUAACAAACGCAAGGAAACUAAAACGGUUUUUAGCAGGCUAUCAGCUCGGGUAAAUGACAGCGACGGGGAGGAAGAGGGACCAGGUAAUAAGCGUGCCAGGGUGCCGUCUGCAGUAUGUAGAGAGCUACCCACUAGAGCAGCUGUGCUUCGAGCACAGGGGGAUGACGAGCAGGCCAGAACACGCAACAGACGUAUCUUUGGAUCACUGUUGGGUACAUUGCAGAAAUUCAAACAAGAAGAAAUUGUUUUACAAACAAAGGAAGAUAAGAGAGCACAAGUAGAGCGAAAAAUAGAAGAACAGGCACGCCAAGAGAAAGAGAGAGAACAGAAAGAACGCAAGACAUUAUUCGCUGAACGGGAACACAAGAAAGCCACUAUAAAAGCACUAGAGGCCAAGAUGGGGCGUGUGCAAGAGUUUGAGAACUGGGAGCUCUCACAGAAACACUUAAGUAACUUUAUACUAACUAAAAGCAAGCCACACAUCUACUGGUUACCUAAGAAAAUGAAUGAUAAAGCAAAUGAGAAGUUAGUGGCUAGCAGAAAAUUCCAUGAAAAGUUCAUGACCAAAAAGCGUCAAGAACUGCAAGAAGAAUUAGUAAAGAUUGAGCAGCGUUGUCUCCGAAUUCAAAGGCCUGGCACGAAAGAGAACGACCCAGAGCCGGAAGACAAACCUAUCGAAAACCAAGAUGAAGACGUUGAAAUGAAAGAUGGAGAGAAACGCAAGAGGGAUAAGUUUGCAGCCGAUGCGGAUGUUCAUGAUGAGAGUGAUGGUGAUGCGCCUGAUGAACACAAUGAGGUUCAGCCGAAGGAAGAGGAGACAGUGGCAGAAGAAAGUGUUAUGGAUGAAAAUAUUGAGAAAACAGAGACUAUGGAAGUGGAAAAUGUUGUAGAAAAUACUGAUACUACUGAAGCUGUUAGUGAGCCACAAAUAGAGCAGAAGGAUGAGGAACAGGAGCUCGAGCAUUCCCAAUAAUGCCUUAUAGUUGUAAUGGAUUAUGUGACUUCUCUGCAUGGCUGUAUACAAAAACUGAAUAUGUUGGCCACAUUGGAGUAAGAAUGGCCUAUAAAAAAUGGUUUAAUGAGACUGACAUGGAAAAGUUACAGUUCUAUUUAACAAUUUAUGAAUUGGAUUUCAUGUGCAAUUAUUAUCCUUAUAUAUUACAGAAGUAGACCCUAUUUUGCAUACCUAUAUAAAAAUAUAAUUUGACUUCUGUUGAAUGAUAAUGAUAAUGCAUUUAGCAUUAUCUAAUUACAAUUGUUUCAAAAGGCCAUUUCUUGCGCUAUGGUCACUCCUUUGAUAAUCGAAAUUAUGAAGUUUGUUUUCAUUUAAAAUGUUAUGAUACAAAUUUUAUAUGAUGAAUGAUUAUACAUGGCUACAAAGCUAUCGGAAUUUUUUAAAAAAGAGUCUUCUUAGUAACCAUACAGGUUUAAAUUUUGCAUCCCAAUAUAAUAAAUAAGUAAUAUAAAUUCAUCAAGUAAUAAAUGGGUAUUUCAGUUUGGUUCCAAAAAGUGAGAUGAGAAGUGAAAAAAUAAAUGUUCUGGAACUGUCAUUGUGUUUAACUAAUUUAAUACUCAAAAAUAUAAUCAUUUCUUAUAUUUACACGAAUGUAAGACAUUGAAAUAAAACUAUUUUACGGAA
Messenger RNA from Manduca sexta (tobacco hornworm), 1952 nucleotides. It is a transcript of the gene Pnn, whose product is annotated as pinin. The record is from RefSeq and is a predicted model, not a curated record. The transcript is spliced from 7 exons. Gene Ontology annotation, cellular component: catalytic step 2 spliceosome. Bases 81 to 1286 code for a protein of 401 amino acids. Lineage: Eukaryota; Metazoa; Arthropoda; Insecta; Lepidoptera; Sphingidae.